CAAGGCUGCAUACCCGAGCAUCGGGCAGCAGUUCGUCCUCGCCAGAACCUGAAAGUAUUGCCUUGCCCACAUCAGAUGAUCGAAGCCUUCAAAGCUGGAAGGUUACAGAAGAGACUACCUUGCCAUGCAGUUCACCAUCGUUGCCAGACGAUACAGAGCCAGAAUUUCCAGACAAGCUUUCCAGUUCCUUCAAGGAAGAUAUGCCAGAUGGAUACUUUUGCGAAGGCGAAUUCGACAGCAAAGGUGGAGUGAUGACAGUUUCGUCCCAUACGAUGACCAUCCCUCCAGGAGCGCUGGACACGCAGACCCCGGUAAAGAUCACAAUGAAAGUUCUGAGAGACGUACCAAGUGACAUCCUUCUGCAGGAUGACGAGACGGUUGUUACUUAUGGUUUCUGGUGCCUACCCUGCGGAUUGCGAUUCGCAGCUGACAAACCGGUUACGUUGACGAUACCUCACUGUGCCAAACUAAUCGAUCCUCAUAGCAUACAGACUGUAUUGUACUCCUGGAGUCAUAAUGAAAAAGAAGGAGAUGAAACCGUAAAACCUGAACGCAUACAAACACCACGGACCUGUCGGGUAACACCUCACAACAUAGAGAUCUCACUGGAACAUUUUUCAGGAGGUUUUUUUGCCUUCUUACGGAGUUGGUUGUAUAUGGAUGGAAAGGUAAUGUCUGUUAUGCCUUUUCUACCGAAGAUGAUGCCAAUUUCCCGCAAAUUGAUGAUGGAGCUACGAAUGGUGAACAAACCACAUGGAACAUCUUGGAAAGAUUUGCAUGUUCUGGACAAGACUGCUAGGUAUCAACCUGCGAAAGAUGAUGACGAUGAGAUGGUUGUCGAGGAUGAAGAUCUUCAAGUCAGUUUGAAACUUGAAGACAACAUUCCUAUUAACAAGGAUGUCAAGUCGGAGCUACUCAACAGAACAAACAAGCACACUGAGUAUUUUGACUUAGAUCUAAACGACAGACCAGACGACUCAUUGGUGAUUCUCAAAUUGAAGCAGAGUACAUUGGAAAUGGAUAUACAAUUCAGGACACAGUUCUCGGAAGAACGCGAUCAUUCAGCAUCGGAAAGUGCUUUACCAUAUCAAAUAUCAACGAUCGGCUCAUUAGAUACAACAACAUCCGAUUCGGUGGACGAAGCAAGUGAAAACCUGAACGAAAUAAGCGACUUGGAUCUUGUAGAGUUAGCACAGCAACUAGGAAACCACGUCACAAGAGUUGCCCUUAAUCUUGGGUUCAGUCAUGAUCGAUGGAAGCAAUUCAGCGACAUGAACAGAGAUGGCAGCUUAACCGGAACUAUGAACAUGCUCUUCGAUUGGAAAAGGGACACGCUAAGAGAACUGCAGAGGCCGUCUCUAAGGGAAGCGUUAAAAAAUUCAAAGUGUUUAGCACUUGCCGAAACCAUAUAAAUAUAAGUAGCCAAGCAUUCUUCCACUCGAGAGUUUUAGAACUGAAAAGUUAAAU
Molecule: messenger RNA, 1467 nt
Organism: Strongylocentrotus purpuratus (purple sea urchin)
Lineage: Eukaryota; Metazoa; Echinodermata; Echinoidea; Camarodonta; Strongylocentrotidae
Exons: 7
Coding region: 201-1412 (403 amino acids)
Biological process (GO): netrin-activated signaling pathway
Cellular component (GO): membrane
Molecular function (GO): netrin receptor activity
Source: RefSeq, a predicted model, not a curated record